This is a messenger RNA of Paraglomus brasilianum, 449 nucleotides long. NCBI's taxonomy places the organism in Eukaryota, Fungi, Glomeromycota, Glomeromycetes, Paraglomerales, Paraglomeraceae. The record is from the annotation of a GenBank genome assembly.
AAAUUAGAGAAUCAAGGGGGAAGAUACCAAAUGCAUCAAAAAGAAUGGCAGAAAAAUUUCAUAUUGGUGCUCGUCGUGUUUAUGAAAUAUGGGAGCACAAUGAACGUUUACAACAAGAUCUUAAUUCUCCAUCACCUUCUGAUUCUGAUAACUCUUCUAUUUUAAAUGAUUUUAAAAACAAGAAAUCUUCAGCUAAUGAGACAUCGAUUAAAAAGAUAAAAUCCAAACCUGUUCGUAUUUUGAAUCAACCUUCUAUUAAUAAAAAUUUAACCGGAAAAUUAAGUGCAAUAUCAUUAGAAGUAAAAAAAGAAACUAUAUUACCUGAAACUUCACAAGAAACUGAAGAUCCUUUGGAAUUCUAUAAGAGAACACAAAAAGAGAUUAAAAAAGUUAGAGCGGAUGCACGUGCUGAUAUUUCUAAAGUAUCAAUUUCUAAUCUAAAAGUAUAG